AUAUCGCUCAACUAUUAUUUGGAAAGAUAUGCGUACACGCAUAUAUGUUGGCCUUGCGCUCACCAAGAAUAGAAGAUAAUGGAAUCGAUCAAGAACGGGACUAUACAUGCGACUGACUUUCCAUGACAGUCAGCCUUCGUUUAGUAGAGGACAACAGGACUGACGUUUCUCUGAUGCUUAAUGCGAUCUGCGCGUAGCCAUCCUGACCUGUCUAUGGAAAAUAUCUGAGACAUUGAACUUAUUUGCACCUCAGUGCGUACUUUCAGUAGCCGUGGUCGUCUAAUCUCAGGGCCUCAACUCGACCAUGAUGAGAAAUAUUCUACGAUGCAACUUCGAAGCAGCAGGCCUACUCCUCGCCCUUCUCUCGUGCUUCUUUUUCUCGUGGCAUUCUGUGCUGGUCAAGGUCACCCAAAUCCAUCCCUUGGUGCUGACAAUGUUCAGAAUGUUCUUCCAAGGGCUCUACGUUGUGCCCACCAUCAUCUACCGUGAUGAGACAUUCUUUGGUAAUCCCGAGGACAGGAAAUUUCUUUGGGCACGUGCAGUUCUCGGCGCUACAGGAAUUAGUCUCAUUUACUAUGCGUACCACAACAUGGCAAUAGGGGACGCUAGUGUCAUCAUUUUCGCCGCGCCUGUUUUUACCUCUAUUACCGCCUGUGUAUUCCUCCGCGAGAAAUGUGGUAUUUUCGAGACUGUCUGUGUCUUUUUGACUUUCGCCGGAGUCGUUUUAAUCGCCUGUCCACCUUGGUUGUUCGAGGGUGUCGCCCCCGGAGGACAGACCAAGCGGGACAUUCUUGCACCGAUUGCCGCAUUCGGUGCCAUGGUAAUUAUAUCCAUUGUUUACGUGAUACUUCGAAAAUUCCGUCACAUACAUUACUCCACCAUACUUUUCACCUACUCCCUCUGGGGAGUUUUACAGUCUGGUGUUCUCGUCUUUAUACUGGACGUUUGGUCAAUACCAAACUGUCUCCUUGGAAAUAUAUCCAUUGUCGCGAUCGGCGCUUUGGCUAAUCUUGGACAGAUCUGUAUGACCAAAGCACUGCAGUUAGAAAGUGCUGGCGGUGUUGGUAUAGUUAGGACUAUGGAUAUAGUAUUCGUUUAUAUUUGGCAAUGGUUAGUUUUAGACGAGUCUCCAAGGCUUAUCAGUACAUUAGGAGCGUCUGUCGUCAUUUUGGCCGUCAUUGCGACUGGUAUUAAAAAGGUCGUGAUAAAUUUGGAGAAAGCUCGAAUCCAACAAAGUAAGACAUUGAGAUUGGCGGCAAAAAUAGUUUCAGCCUAAAAAGAUUCUUCUUACCCUCAUAUAAUGCCUACCCGCUUUCCCUCUUUAUCCUACCCGAACAUUGUACCAAUAAUGUCAAAGUGCACGUACAUGUAGAAGACAACCCAGAGUGACAGUUAACCAUUCUGCCUGAUGAUGACCGACUAUGUUUAACUUCUCUGAUAUUGACGUCUAAUAAAGACAUUUCGAAAUCUGGACAUAUCCACUGCCGAGAGGCUCAUCGGACU
Molecule: messenger RNA, 1503 nt
Organism: Lineus longissimus
Lineage: Eukaryota; Metazoa; Nemertea; Pilidiophora; Heteronemertea; Lineidae
Product: solute carrier family 35 member G1-like
Exons: 2
Coding region: 305-1276 (323 amino acids)
Cellular component (GO): membrane
Source: RefSeq, a predicted model, not a curated record